CGGGGACAUCCUCGUGGUUAUUCGUAAGUUUGCCCUCUUUUCACCCUCCGUUACACCCGGGUUCGUAAUCUGGCCACAAAGCGUAUCUGUAUAUGUGUCUGUAUAUGUAUAUCUACAUCAAGCCGCAUCGUUUGCGCAAUAUCGAAUUCCAUUUGACUAAGUAAAUCUCUAGAUGAUUUUCAGGCUCGCAGCUCCGACGAAUUAAGUUUGGCGAAGGGCGACCGUGUAGAAUUAAUCGAGCGUGACGACGAAUUCGGCGAUGGGUGGUACUUGGGUCGUCAUAUGGUAAAUGGAAAUAGCGGCCUGUUUCCUGAGGUAUACACACGACCGGCGCCCAAAGGUGUUGCAGCUUCGUCCGUCGCUCCCAAGCCGAUCACAAAUUCGUUGUCAUCUACCAAUGGAACACCAUCCGUGGCCAGUCAACCGUCAUCGACCACGUCGACCCAGGACCGCACCUCGACUCCACAGCUUACUUCUUCCGCUCCGCCCGAGACCAACCCAUUAACCUUGCCGUUGAAUUCUGCGAAACUUGAGGGGAAGACGACCCCGACUUCUACAGCACCUCUUUCGAGCAAGAGUUUCGCUUACGGCAGUGGUAACGAACUAACUCGUCAUAGUUCCCGCCAGAGCCAGGAAAAUCCUGUCCUGCACGAGACUCUGACCGUCAUUGACGAGCAUAUCACCGACCUCCACUCGACUCCACAGAAUGGUGCACUCCACCAUGCAACAGAUUCCGGAAGCGAGUACAGCUCCCAUAUGCCAGAUCGAUUAUCAUACAUCCAGGGCGAAGAAACUGACGAGGAAGAGGAAGUAUCGCAUACUCGGUCGGAAGUUGAAGCUUGGACGGCCGAUGAUGUAGCCGAGUAUCUGUUCACAGCUGGCGUAGAGAAGAAACAUUGUGAAGUUUUCCGAGAUCAGGACAUAUUCGGUGAAGUUCUUCUCGGACUAGAUCAAUCGUCGCUAUUCCUAAAGGCAUUUGACCUAGGUUCCGUAGGACGAAGAUUGAAGACGUGGCAAAAGAUUAAAGCACUGCAAGAUGAAGUGAAUGGUGUCGUUCCCACGAGACGAACCACACAGACGUAUGGGAGCGAGGCGGGCUCGGAGGAUAUGAAGGUAGGAGGAGGGUUUCGGAGCCGGACAAAUACUUUGACAAACUCUCAGAGAUUUGUUCCAACGGAUAGUCGGCCAGGUUCGGUUCAGGGAAAGCGGCUAUCACAGACGAUAAAAUUAGAGCAGAUGGCUCCUAUUUCGCCUAAGGGGUCACAAGACAGACCGUCGACGAGAGGGUCGCACCACAAGAGACCUUCAGCAGCUUCCGUCCGGGAGCUUCAUCAUUCGCGGCGACAUUCGUCAACCGACUUUAGACUUGCCCCGCCGGUUAGCGCUGGGACCCCAAAGCUUUCGACCUCAGGAACGUUUCCAAUCGCCGCCGACCAUACCCACAAAAAGCAACCCUCAUUCGACCGUAACUGGACUAUGGGUUCAGCCUCCACCCCUUUCCCUCAACGUCCCUUGUCAUCUGCUGGAUUACAUGAUAUCGCAAAUACUUCUGACACAGACACCGCUCAAAAUCAAACUUCUGAACUCGACCGUGGUUAUUUCUCCGGAACCGAGAUCGAUGGUCGGAAACGUAACGUGCUUAAGAAGCGCGAUAGUACCGCCUCGCAUUCGCAUAAAUCAAGCUAUACGGAACAGCAACGGGUAAGGAGUGCGACAGCUAUCGCGAGGCGCUCUAGGUUCGGAAGUAUAGAUUCUACUCGGGACACGACGCCCCCGAGCGCCGCGCAGAUGUAUUACGGCGUAACAGGCGAUCAUCGACGGACAGCUUCUACAAAUACUACCGAGUCUAUACGACCUAUCCCCCCUGCUAAGGAUGGCCCUAGUCCAACUGUCACUAAACUCGAUGGCAACUCUCCGACUUCGCCGCCUAAUCGGCAGGCCGUUCAUGGCGAUUGGAUGUCGACUGCUGGAAGUAAAUUUGGUGGUUUGAGGGCGAUCUCAGAUGCCAUGAUUGGUAACUCGAAACUCGGAUCACCUACCAAUUCCUCCGCCCAGGAUUCUCCUAUGAGAUCACCAUCAAGGACGGGAUCGAGUACACCCUCGGGCGGCCCCAGUUUCGAGAUCGAUUCCCCAGACACGGGGAAAAGCCCGUACUCCGCUGCUACUACUGCUAGCCGCAAGAGUGCGAAGAAGACGAAGAAAGAAACUAGUGCCUAUCUACGUGGGCUACAAAAAAUCGGACCUCGUGAAGCAAUCAAGGACGCAGACUAUAGCGGGUGGAUGAAAAAGAAGAGCUCGCAUCUUAUGACGACGUGGAAACCGCGGCUCUUCGUCCUUAAAGGGCGCCGCCUUGCAUACUAUUACUCGGAAGACGACACUGAAGAGAAGGGCCUCAUCGAUAUUUCGUUCCAUCGCGUGCUCCCAGCUGACAAUGAACGGCUCACUGGACUCCAUGCCACUUUGACGGGUGCCAGCAACACGCCGAUCAUGCCGGCUGAUAGCAGCAUCCCUACUCUUGCAGACAAUGUUACCAUUUCUCCUGCCGAGAAAGGCCUGGAUGCGAUGUUCAUAUUCAAGCUUAUGCCACCUCGAGCCGGGCUUUCCAAGGCCGUCAACUUUACCAAGCCUACCAUUCAUUAUUUUGCGGUUCCAAAUCUGCAGCAAGGCCGGACUUGGAUGGCAGCAUUGAUGAAAGCGACUAUUGACCGUGAUGAUUCCCAGCCAAUGACAACAACCUACCAGCAAAAGACGAUUUCGCUUACCAAGGCACGCGCUAUGCGACACCGGCCACCUGCCCUGAUGAACCUCGACGAGAAGGUCGAAGAGGGUACCAAAGACGAUGAGAAGAAGAACGGCCUGGGCAUCUCGUUCGGCGAGGUCGAUAGUGCAGUUUCUGGUCUCGAGAAACUAGGCCUUUCAAAGGUUGAGAGUUCAGCAACCAAGACAUCGGCGUCUGAGAACGAAAAGACCGAGAGCUUACCUUUCCUAGCUUCGCCUCAGAGCGCCUAGCGGCGCAAUCCUCGGCUUUCACACUCGGUGCCGUCGUGAACACGGUAGCUGGUAGCUGAUCCACAGCUGAUCGAAUGAUAUAUUGCUGCGUCUUGGACAAAGCCAGCAGCACUAAUAUAUUACAGGCUUUUGGCAAGGGCCGGCCGAGCUGAAGCCUAUGACCACGACACAAAAUUUCCUUCCCUCUAGCGCGUCAUCGGUUUUUAUCUUGAUUUCAUAAUUAUUCCCCAAAUAUCCACUAUCGAUACCUGUGUACGAACGAAGCAAGGAACGGAUGCAACGACCAAACUCCCAAACGCCCUCCAAGCCAGGGAUUAGGAGGAAAGGGGAGGAAAGAGAGCAAAGGAAGCACCAGGCAAAUAAUAUCACGGGUGCUUAGAAGAAAGGGGCGAGGAAUGGAGAUGGUUCGCGGUGCGCUUUCUGCUGCUGCUGUUGUUGUUGUUGCUGUCGCUGUUGUGUUGUUUCCGGUUGAUUCCUGUCGAGCGGGAGACCAAGAGGAAAGUAGAGGAAGCAGGAAGGAGUAGAAGGUUGAGAAGGGCGAAAUGAAGAGAAGAGGCCCGGGCGGAUGAUAUAGCAUUAACCGAAGCCGAAGCAGGUGCAGGAGCAAUAGAUAAGCCUUAAUACAGUGUACUAUGAAACAGAGAUUAUGUUAAUUGA
This is a messenger RNA of Annulohypoxylon truncatum, 3666 nucleotides long. RefSeq lists its product as uncharacterized. Gene Ontology annotation, biological process: actin cytoskeleton organization. The record is from RefSeq and is a predicted model, not a curated record. Gene Ontology annotation, molecular function: protein binding. Gene Ontology annotation, cellular component: plasma membrane. Bases 283 to 3009 code for a protein of 908 amino acids. Lineage: Eukaryota; Fungi; Ascomycota; Sordariomycetes; Xylariales; Hypoxylaceae. The transcript has 2 exons.